UUUCACCGACUCAAUCUCUGUCUCUCUUAUUUAUAUUUGCCUGCUACCAUUCCUCCUCCCCCCAAAUUUCAUCGAUAUCUCCUCAUCAGUGUGGAAUUAGGUUACCGUUCAUCUCGAUUAACUAAAUGUGUACAGAUGAUGUCCACAGAUGCAGAAGAACCCGACAAACCUCUAUCGCCACAGUAGGCAGCGCUUUCGAACCUAUCACACACCGAUAUCCUCUUUUUCUUCCUGUUCUUUCACAUCUCCCCACUCCUUCAACUCUCCCUUCUUCUUCAAACUCAUGGAUGUAGCAAUUAGGGGUGAUUUCACCGUUUCUCACGGGGUACCAACAAAGAAGAAUUUGUGGGAGCAAUUACGCCUAGAUUCGGUCCUUCGAUCAAACCAAUCGAUUGGAAUUUCUUCUCGUAGGUUUGCCUUCUUUACUGAUUUCUGCAUCGCGAUAUGGGUUGGUUUUUCCCCUGAUUUCUACUAUAAUUCAGUUUCUGCACCUGUGGAUUUCUUGAAGAUAAGAUGCUUAUUUUCUGCAAAAAAAAUUCAUAAGGAUUAACAAGGUGUGAAUCUGAUUUCCAUUUCUUUUUGUUUCCAUUUUAUAUGUGGAGCUGUUUGAUAAUACGUUAAGUGUAUUAAUUGCAGAAAGUACAAUUAAAGGGAUAAAUUUAAUACAUUUUGAAAAAUAUUUUGUGUUUUGAUGAUUCCCAGUCUGAUUUAGUUGUAGUGAAACUAUUGCAAAUGGUUUGUAAUUUCAUGUUAAAACCCACUAAAUUUGGCUUUUUUGAUGUUUGGUAUUUCUUCCUUCAUUAUAAAAUUUAACUUAUGACAUCUAUCUUUAAAGAUUUAUCCUUCUCUUACAUCCGAAUGAAGACGCCAAUUAUUAAAACCUAACUAAACAGGUUGCACAUACACCCCUUCAAUUAAGGUACAUUCGGAUAUACAUACUUACAUAUACGUAUACAAGUUAUAGAGAUUUCAAAAACUUUAAUCCUUUUCUAUUCCCUCAAUUUAUGUCAUUUUCAUGCAUUGCUAAAGAUUUGAAAACCUAAAUGUUGAGCCUCAGGUUCUGGUCAAAAGUUUGACUUGCAUAAAAUUAUUAAACAUUUAAAUGUUAGGCGAUGAAUGUAUUUGUAUAAGUUUAUCUCCAUGUUCGUUAUUACAUAAGUUUUCUGGUUGAUUCGUUUUUUCACAGCAUGAAUGUUAUAAGGUUUUGGUUGUCAAAGGUGAUUGGUCCCACUGAUUAGACCAAACUCAUCUUUAUGUUGUCUUAGAAACUGCCAUUUAAGGUAAUCUCUUAUUAAUCUAUUUAAAUAUAAGAAUGAAAUUUACUUUUUAACCUCUAAAUAAGGGAAGAUUUAUAAAGGUUAAAAUCAAUAAAGUAGUUGCUUAAAAUGGUCCAUCUGGAAAGGAAAAUGAAGUCCAAACACUUCUUGUAGGCAAAAGCCUCAUUCUUUUUUUGUAGGUAUUUAUUUGUUUUUCUUUUCAUCAAUCUUUUAUAAAAGGCAUGUGUGUUCUGAUUGUUAAGUUUUUUUUAUAUAGUUUCUUACAAGUUAGAGUGUGUAGGAGUAAUCUAAAGAAAGAAAUAUCACAUGGAGCUUCAACAAAAUGAAUUGUACUACUCUGUUACUAUUUGCAGAAUUCAUUAUUUAUUAUUUUAUAUUGAAUACAAUUGAUGCUUACCAAAAAAUUUUAUGACCUUUUCCUAGUAUUAUAUUCCAGUUUAUUGUUGUUGAUGAUGUGAGGAAAAGUACUUGCUUAUGGAGCAAAAUUCAGGGUUCUAUUUUCGAAAACCAAUCGGGGGCAUACUAUAGCAGCUAAAGUUGAUUGCUUAUGUUUAACAAUAGACGAUGGUUUAAAGGUUUGAAGUUGGUUCAUAAGAGUACGAAAUGGUUAUUUGGACAAACACGUGUGAGUAAUGUACAAUUUCACACAUCUAAAAGAACACUCUCCAUUCAAGCAAGAAACAUGUACGACAAUUUUCUACUUAUGAUAUCGUUCAAACUCAAGAAGUGACAGAUUGUUGUCUUCCUUCACACUAAAAGCAGUUACAAUAGUAAUUUCAACCGUAUGAUUCAAUUGACUAUCGGCUAAGGAAGUCGUCCAAACUCUCAUAGAAUAAUAUACACAAACUAUUGAAGAAUGAUAGUCCAUUCCAUCACCCUUUUCUUAAGGGUGAGCAGCUGGUGCUUCUUGAAAUGUUAUAGCAGGCCGAGUGAAGUUUAAAUUCAACUCCAAGCCCAUUUUUAUCACACAUGGACAUCAACGAUGUUUCAAAUGGCAAAAAGUUUC
This is a messenger RNA of Lactuca virosa, 2283 nucleotides long. The record is from the annotation of a GenBank genome assembly. Lineage: Eukaryota; Viridiplantae; Streptophyta; Magnoliopsida; Asterales; Asteraceae.